Molecule: messenger RNA, 690 nt
Organism: Exophiala viscosa
Lineage: Eukaryota; Fungi; Ascomycota; Eurotiomycetes; Chaetothyriales; Herpotrichiellaceae
Exons: 2
Coding region: 1-690 (229 amino acids)
Source: RefSeq, a predicted model, not a curated record
AUGCCGCUCCACACCUUGGACGACUUCCGCGACGAGAACGGCCCAUUCAUGCAUGGCGCCCACAAUCAAGCUCAAGAUCGUCCUGCUCGCAACCCUUUUGCAGAACGUGGUCGUCGACCUCGAAAUGGCGCGCGAAGAGCCCGAGCACGUAGUCCCAGUUGCGACACUUGCGGCUACGGCGGUGGCGGUAGCGACGAUGAUGAUCGAGAAGAACACCAAGAACUCGUCCUACUGCUCCAGGAUGACGAGGCGGAGGACACACAAUACGACCUGAUGCAUUUGGUUGCGUGGAACGGACUUGGAGGCGAGGGACGAGCCGGAGAGCCGUUGAUGAUCAUGGAAAUUGGUGGUGGUGAUCUACACCCUACCUUCGAACACGUUCAGGACCCUGCUGAAGCUGCUUUGGCAGGUCCAGAUCGACGAGGCGAGCGUCAGGAAAUGCGAGGUGCGGGUGAAGAUGGGUUGAUGUUCAGACGUCGCCGUGGCGGUAUAAGUGGGCCUACGAUGCGUGACGGAGGCGAGGGUGAAGGUCAAGCAGAUCCAUAUGGUAUGGGCAUUGGACCGGCAAGUGACUGGGUGGAUGGACAGCGUCGUUAUGCUCAUGGUCGUAGUCGUGAUCGUGGUCACGGCCGUGAUGAUUAUGGGAGGGCUUUGGAAUUGUUUCGUCGAGCAUUGAGGUAUCAAGGCUGA